AUGAGCUCCACGGACAACACCACCCCUGGAGGCCUCUUCAUUGAGGAGUCGAAGUCGUGGCCGGAGGUGGUGGGGAAGUCCAUCAAGGAGGCCAGGAAGAUCAUUCACAAGAACAAGCCUGACGAUGUUAUCGUCGUUCUCCCAGCAAGGGCACCGGUCGCCCUGGACUUGAGGCCCAAACAUGUGCGCUUCUUUGUUGACACCGUCGCCGAAACACCCUUCACUGGCUAG
Triticum turgidum subsp. durum (durum wheat) is the source of this 231-nucleotide messenger RNA. The record is from the annotation of a GenBank genome assembly. NCBI's taxonomy places the organism in Eukaryota, Viridiplantae, Streptophyta, Magnoliopsida, Poales, Poaceae.